Molecule: messenger RNA, 1825 nt
Organism: Micropterus salmoides (largemouth bass)
Lineage: Eukaryota; Metazoa; Chordata; Actinopteri; Centrarchiformes; Centrarchidae
Product: leucine rich adaptor protein 1-like
Exons: 3
Coding region: 319-1242 (307 amino acids)
Biological process (GO): positive regulation of cytokine production; positive regulation of canonical NF-kappaB signal transduction
Source: RefSeq, a predicted model, not a curated record
AGCAUCAUGUUCUGGGCUACAUACAAGCAGCACCUCUGUCAGCAGGGCAGGUGAUUUGCGCGUUCACACUUCCAGCGUUUUCAUGGCUUGUUCUGCGCUUCUGUGGCGGGUUUGUCAGCCGUGAUCAUGGUUUAUUGUGGAGCGUUCAGGAAUAUAACGCGUGGACUUUGUUGUUGAUCGACAAGCGUAGGAGAGUAGUAUCUGUGUUGUCUAACUUCUCACAGUGGAAGUUGGAAAGCCGAAGUGACUUUGCGUACUUGGCUCAUCCAAAGCCACCGAUCGGAUUACUUGGGAGCUGUGUGAUUACUGCGCGGUGGUAUGGCAGAGGAAAUCCUCAACGAUUCCUUCCCAGAUCUGAAAGAACUGGAAAAUAAGGUUGGCAGGAAAACUCCGGAAAGUCUUCUGAUUUGGAUGAGGGAUGCUGCAGACUGUGAAGAUGGUUGGAGGUCUGAUGCGGUCGACAGGGGAGACCGCGGCUCUGCCUCCAGCGAAAGCUUUUCUGACAAAAUUAGCAACUUAAAACAAGAGAUGAGGUGGCUGCGUUCUGCAGAUGUGAGGAUUCUGCGACAGCUGGUGGCCGUGCACGAGGGUAUAGAGGCCAUGCGUUGGCUGAUGGAGGAGCAGGGUGCCUUAGCCAGCCGUGGCAGCAGCUUGACAGGCAGCCUGAGCAGCCUGGUGACUGUGGAGGAGCAUGGGCCCUCAAUGUCCCCCUGCAGAGGAAGCCUGAGUCCAACUCAGGAUUUGACUGAAACCACUAGUGAGGAUUCAGAAGAUCACCCACCACACACUCACCAUGGUGAGAUGCUGAGCCCCAGACCUUCUGAAGCAAGACCUCCUAACCCUUCCACCUCCAAGUUUGAGGUUGGUUGUUCCACACAUGGCAGUCAUGGUCAGGCAUCAUCUAGUCCUGCCAACGGUUUGGCAAGUACCAAAACACCAAAGUUACAACCACAAAAAAUGAAUGCAGCUCCAUUACAAGACAUCAAAGCUGGUGCUGCCACCAUCAGAAGAGCUCUGCUCAGAUCAAACAGAACAAGAAGAGAAGUGGAUACUGGUAGUUUUCCCCUCAAUAAACAGUCAGGGGAGAUAGAGACAGAGCACAAAACUCAGGAGAGUUUCCGAGCCUCUCAGAACAAUACAAUGGAAGAGGAAGAGAGGGAGCCCAAUAGAGAGACGAGUUUGCUGGGUUAUGAUGCUCAGUGGUGCUGGGUGGAGUCACAGGAUGAUGUGACAUUUUUAUGAUCUUCUACAAGCACAAUUUAAAUGUAUGAUCUUUGAUUUGAAGCUACUUUUCCCAACAGUUAACUGCCAGUAAGCCAGGGGUUUAAAAUGCACUUUGACACUGAUGAAUGAAUGAUGAAUGAUGCUUGAGAAUGAUUGUGUCACAGCCUCUGUGUCACUACUCACUCUGUCUGUGUUUUUGGGAAGGAUGUUUGCUUUUUUCAUUAGACUUAAAACACUUUUAGUAAAAAAAAAAAAAAAUCACAAACAUGAAGGAGCUUUUUUUCAAGGUGUUGUGUCAUUCUCUAAUUAGUUUUUUUCACACCGGGGACUUGAAUUUUAGAUAUUGUUGAUCAUCAACUUCAGGUUUUAACUAAGUCUGAUGUCAAUGUCUUAUCUUAUUUAUGAGACAAGAAUAGUAGUAAUUUUUGUGCUUAUUUCUCAUUCAUUGUCCAGUCUCUUUGAGUUUUUUCAUAAUUGUGGAUAAAACGCAACAAUAAACCUGUGAGGAUUUUAAAGAUGAUGCCAUUGCUCCGCUUAAAUUGUUGCGGAAUGAGUCUGAUGCAUCUGUUGGUAAUAAACCAGACAAAAAGUUGCCUAUUUA